CUUCACCCUCUCUGUCGGUUCCUCUUCUUUUUCAUUUAUUACUACUUUAAUAAUCUGCACAAUAGAAACUCCCCACUCUUUGUUUUCUUGAAAGUUCUUAUCUUUCUCAAAGAACCCUGCUCAAACCGCUUGAAGAUUUUAUUCUUCAGGAGGGUUUUAACGACGUUCAUUAUCCACUAUAGCAUCCCUCUCCAUGGAUGUUUUAGAGAGAAGGAUUUCAUCCUGCUAUGCCAAACCUCCAUGGAUAUUCAAAGGAAGUGCCUUAUACCAGAUUCAUCUUGUGAAGGCUGCGACUGCUCGAGCAUUCAUCCCUAAGGAGCUUCGAUUAGUUGAAGCUUUUGGAUACACUCUUGGUGGGUUUUUCCUCGCUAGCUACGAUGAUAGCCCAGCUGGUGUCUUCGAUGAGCUUGUGGUGAUUGCAGGAACUGUAUGGAACCCUCCUACAUCAUGCGCAUGGGCCGCGAGGGUGCUUGUAAACAGUGAUGAGGCGUGUCAUCACGGACGCAAGGAAGUAGGACUACCAAGCCAAGUUGCAAGAUUUUCAAAAAAAAUAACAGCAGUUCCAAAGGGGAAAAGGGAGAGAACUUUUGGUUUCUUGGACACAUUUAGGCUAGGAACUUCUCUGUCUCACCCUGAAGAUAUGGUGGAGGUUAAGGUUAGUGAAGUUGAUAGUGCUGCUUCUGCUGAUAUCUGCAGUAUCAAAUUUAGAUCAGAUGAAAUGGAGAAAAAACUCGGAAACUGGAUGGGACCAGCAAUUAAAAUGUCACUACCGAGUUUUAGUGGAAAUACAAAGUACUUUCCGAACCUGCUCAAAUACUCUUGCCAUCUCCAGUGCAGGGUGAGGCCGGUGAGACCUGCGGUAGUAUCACAUCCUUUGGACAAUGAGACAGAUUCAGAAGAGAAUCACACAUCACAAGAGUUGCAUGAAAAUGAAAGGCGGUUAAGUGUAGCUGUAAUGCUAUCAAAACCAAUCAUAGCCCUUGAAUUUAAAGACUUAACAAUGCAAGUAGAAGCUCCUGUCGUAGUUUAACACAACACUCAACUUCCAAGAACAUACACUUCCUUCCUACCACAAGGUUCACAUCUUUUACAACAACAAAAAUAAAACAAAUCUUUCCGCUUUUUUUUUCUUGGCUUUUUUUCGCCGAUUAAAUAAACCAUAUUCUUAGGUUAAACCAUUUGCCAAAAUCUUUACAAAAGCGAUCACGGUUAGUAUCAGAACUCUUCAGGAAGAGGAUGACCGUCCAAGAACGCUUUGAAAAGCACUAGUGAUCUAUGAGGCUGUGAGAAUGGGACCUCAUGUGAAGCUCCUCGCACAGUUGCAAAUGACAAGACAUUUCCAUAGACUUGAGUCCAGCCACCAACCUGAAACAACAAA
Messenger RNA from Brassica napus (rape), 1378 nucleotides. Its product is annotated as protein NEOXANTHIN-DEFICIENT 1-like. NCBI's taxonomy places the organism in Eukaryota, Viridiplantae, Streptophyta, Magnoliopsida, Brassicales, Brassicaceae. The transcript has 11 exons. The record is from RefSeq and is a predicted model, not a curated record. The coding region runs from base 194 to 1030 and encodes 278 amino acids.